This is a messenger RNA of Cryptococcus wingfieldii CBS 7118, 867 nucleotides long. RefSeq lists its product as hypothetical. Lineage: Eukaryota; Fungi; Basidiomycota; Tremellomycetes; Tremellales; Cryptococcaceae. The transcript is spliced from 7 exons. The coding region runs from base 1 to 867 and encodes 288 amino acids. The record is from RefSeq and is a predicted model, not a curated record.
AUGACUCAGAUACUGCAAGAACCGGACUUUCCUCCCAUACAAGACUCGAAAACCCUUGAAGACUUUCGCAUCCCGGAUAUCCCGCCAGCUGCGUUCUAUAUUCCAAAUUUCAUCACAGAGGAAGAAGAGGCCUAUCUACUUGAGAGACUUGAAUCAAGCCCCAAACCGAAAUGGAAGACUGUUGGCAGCGGUAGAAGACUUCAAUACUGGGGCGGGACAAUGUCCAAAGGUGGCAUCCUUCUACCCGAAGAGAUUCCGGAGUUCUUUACUACGUUCCCAGAUCUCAUAGGCCGGCUCAAGCAGACGUUGCAGAAAGCUGGGGCAGAUGGAUUGACAAUGGAACCUAAUCAAGUUCUAGUCAAUGAGUACCAGAGCGGACAAGGAAUAUCCCCCCACGAGGAUGGCCCGGCAUUUGAGCCUCUUGUUGCUACCAUCUCUCUCGGCUCUCAUACGGUUUUGGACAUCCAUCAUUACAUCUCAACGACCUCUCCUUCUCCACCUAUGGUAGCUAUACCACCCCCUGAGGGUGACGAAGCUCGCCCUGUCGCCGCAGUCCCAUUGGCACAUCUGCUCUUACUCCCUCGCUCCCUUCUCAUCAUUUCCGCAUCUCUGUAUGUGUCCCAUCUGCACGCCAUAGGCGAGAAGAACGAGGAUGCAGUAAAAGGAAGAGGUACUGCGAGCGAGAACGAGGUGGUAAUCGCCAACGCCGCCCUAUUAGGAGAGGCCAAUAUCGUAAAUCACCUGGAACAAGGGCAUACGUGGAUACGAGCACGAGGGACUCGUACCAGUCUGACUUUUAGACGUGCUCUGCGUGUUGUAAAGGGUGGGGCAUUAGGUAAAGCAAUGGGUGCUCUGAGACGGCCUUGA